Rhea pennata is the source of this 1426-nucleotide messenger RNA. RefSeq names its product X-linked Kx blood group antigen, Kell and VPS13A binding protein (gene XK). Gene Ontology annotation, cellular component: membrane. Bases 22 to 1356 code for a protein of 444 amino acids. NCBI's taxonomy places the organism in Eukaryota, Metazoa, Chordata, Aves, Rheiformes, Rheidae. The record is from RefSeq and is a predicted model, not a curated record. The transcript has 3 exons.
GCUGGCUCGGGGCGGGCGGCGAUGAAAUUCCCGGGCUCGGUCCUCAUCUCCGUCGUCCUCUUCGUGGCCGAGACGGCGGCAGCGCUGUGCCUGAGCGGCACGUACGGCUCGGCGGGGGACCGCAUGUGGCAGUGGCUGACGCUGCUGUUCGCCCUGCUGCCCUGCGUGCUGGUGCAGCUCAGCCUGGUCUUCGUCCACCGCGACGUGAGCCGCGACAGGCCGCUGGUGCUGCUGCUGCACAUCCUCCAGCUGGGGCCCCUCGUCAGGUGUGUGGAAGUCCUUUACAUUUACUUCCGUGCCGGCAGAGUUGAAGAGCCCUAUGUCAGCAUCACCAAGAAAAGGCAGAUGCCCAAGGAUGGGUACUCGGAAGAAGUUGAGAAAGAAGUGGGCCAAGCUGAAGGCAAACUAUGUACGCACAGAUCUGCAUUCAGCAGGGCAUCUGUGAUCCAGGCAUUCCUUGGCUCUGCGCCCCAGCUCACACUCCAGCUCUACAUCUGUGUCCUGCAGCAGGAGAUAACAGCUGCUAGAAGUAUUUUUAUGGUCCUUUCUCUCCUGUCAAUUGUAUAUGGCGCCUUACGCUGCAACAUCCUGGCUAUUAAGAUUAAGUACGAUGAUUACGAUGUCAGUGUGAAACCAGCUGCCUACCUCUGCAUAUUCAUGUGGAGAAGCUUUGAAAUUGCUACACGGGUUAUAGUUUUGGUCCUUUUCAGUUCAGUCCUUCAAAUCUGGACUCUCCCUGUUGUACUAGUGAAUUUCUUUGUUUUUUUCUUUUAUCCUUGGAUUCUCUUCUGGCAAAGCAAGUCCCCAUUUCCUGAGAACAUAGAGAAGGCAUUGAGCAGGGUUGGCACUACCAUUGUCUUGUGCCUCCUCACUUUCUUGUAUGCUGGCAUUAACAUGUUCUGCUGGUCAGCAGUACAGCUGAAGCUCAAUGAUCCUGACUUAAUUAAUAAAUCCCAAAAUUGGUACCGACUGACUGUGUAUUAUAUGCUGCGAUUCAUUGAGAAUGCAUUCCUUCUGCUGAUGUGGUACAUCUAUAAAACGGAUAUCUACCUGUAUGUCUGUGCCCCGUUGUUGGUCUUGCAGCUCCUGAUAGGUUACUGCAUGGCUGUCCUCUUCAUGUUGGUGUUCUAUCAGUUCUGCCACCCAUGCAAAAAGCUCUUCUCAUCCAGCAUUUCUGAAGGUUUGCUGUCCUGUUUCAAGUUCCUCUGCUUUGUUUGCAAGCCUUCCAAAUCCACCACACUAAUGGACAAAGCAGACUUAAAAUCACAUGCUAAUACUGAUGAAGCCUGGAGCAGUAGCAAGAUGAUAGAUUCUCAAAAUGGGAAUCCUCAUCAGAGUGUUUCUUCCAAUGCCUAGUACAACAGGUAGCAGCAGGUGCCUUUGGAAGGUGCAAGAUCACCUGCUGGGAAUAUUAUGUAUAUUGGAC